This is a messenger RNA of Tuber melanosporum (Perigord truffle), 2851 nucleotides long. RefSeq lists its product as uncharacterized. The transcript has 8 exons. Lineage: Eukaryota; Fungi; Ascomycota; Pezizomycetes; Pezizales; Tuberaceae. The record is from RefSeq and is a predicted model, not a curated record. Gene Ontology annotation, cellular component: protein phosphatase type 2A complex. Gene Ontology annotation, biological process: signal transduction. The coding region runs from base 604 to 2589 and encodes 661 amino acids. Gene Ontology annotation, molecular function: protein phosphatase regulator activity.
GCCAAAUUAAUUUUCAAUAGCAGCUUUUUUUUGUUUUGCGGUGCCGGGCUUCUGUUUGUUCGUUCUUCUACUUGUUGGUGAAGCCCCGCUCAAUUGAUUACUUCCCGCUGCUCGAUAGAUCUACCCCAGCGUCCCCCGGUUGGCCCUCUGCGUUCGCCAAAUCAGCCCCUUAUAUGUAUCCCUCCACAACACUGAGAUUCCAUCAACAACAACACUGCUGAACGAAGCCCCUUCACCCUCGCACAACACAGCUCUACAUCGUGUGUCCCUCUCCACCGUCCUCCACAGUUACCAAGAUUCCCGUCUCUAUACGCAAACCAAGGAACUACUCUCGAUAUUCACCUUCAUCUCGGCUUACCUUUCGCCGCCCACUUCCCACCCCUCUAAGGGCGACGCAUCAUCAACUCGCCCCUUCCGUUAGCAUUGUUUGAGUCGGUUUUUUUUUUACCUAUAUGGUCCCAUACAAUUGAUUUGACCCGUCACGAAAAAAACGUUACCAACAUUCCCGUCGCUCCUUUCCACGUACCAUUUUACUUCCUUUCUUAAAGGUGCUAGGUUUUGAGCUUAAGCAGAUCCUACAGCUGUUGCUAGGUGGAUUUGAGAAUGAAGAAUUUCAGGCAGCGAGUGGGUCUCUCUCGAAAAGACCCCAAACCAAAUAAGGGGAAGAAGGACUCACAGGGAAAUUCUCCCUCCUCUUCUACUAGCCAACUAGUUCCGUCGGGUUCUGGGUCUUCCAGUUCGGGGGGGAAAGGUGGCGGGAGCGGUAGUGGUUCUGAGAAUGGAGAUAAGGCUCUAGGUCACAAACAACAAAAGGACUCCACAACUCUGACUAUGGCACCGGCCGGGUCACCCGGAGGAGCUAUCAACGCAGCGUCUCUGGCGGCGAACAUUCAGCAACAGACAAAUAAUGCGACGAGUCCAUCGGGGUCUCGGAUGAUUCCACCUUCUGUGAUAGUCAGCCCGUCCUCCGCUCCUCAUAUCCCACCCCCCGGCGCCGCUGAAACAAUGCCGGGCGAUCUGGUUCCACCCAAGGCUGGCGCAAAGGGCGUCGCUUUUGAUCGGUUACAGACCGCUCCGAAAGCGGAUCAAAUACCUGAAGGGCUUAAGACACCAAAGAGACAACAUAGUUCUCGAUUCGACGUAUCGGAGAAGAGAGAGUUGGAAAAAUUGCAAGCAUUUCAUGAGGUUCCACCACAGCGGCGACAGGAUUUGUUUUUGCAAAAACUUGAGCAGUGCAAUGUGAUUUUCGAUUUCAAUGACGCCUCCGCUGAUAUGAAAUCCAAAGAAAUCAAGCGCCUUGCUCUCCAUGAACUGCUCGACUAUGUUGCUAACAAUCGUUCUGUUAUCACGGACGCAAUGUACCCCAAAGUUGUCGAUAUGUUUGCCAAAAAUCUCUUCAGACCUAUUCCACCACCUGUGAACCCAGUUGGUGAUGCAUUUGAUCCAGAAGAAGACGAACCCGUGUUGGAAGUUGCCUGGCCUCAUAUCCAGGUGGUAUAUGAGUUCUUUUUGAGAUUCAUUGAGAGUCAGGACUUCAAUACCAACAUUGCCAAACAGUAUAUUGACCACCAGUUUGUCCUACAGUUGCUUGAGCUUUUCGAUUCCGAAGAUCCUCGGGAGCGUGACUUCUUGAAGACUACCCUCCACCGCAUAUACGGAAAAUUCCUUAACCUCCGGUCCUAUAUCCGGCGCUCUAUCAACAACGUCUUUUUCCAAUUUAUCUAUGAGACUGAGCGCUUUAAUGGGAUUGCCGAGUUAUUGGAGAUUCUAGGAAGCAUUAUCAAUGGGUUCGCCCUACCCUUGAAAGAGGAACAUAAAUUAUUCUUGACAAGGGUUCUUAUUCCGCUUCACAAAGUCAAGAGCUUGAGUAUGUAUCAUCCGCAGUUGGCGUACUGUAUAGUACAGUUUUUGGAGAAAGAUGCGGCAUUGACUGAAGAGGUUGUCCUUGGCUUGUUGAGAUACUGGCCCAAAGUUAAUAGUACGAAGGAGGUCAUGUAUCUAAACGAGGUUGAGGACAUAUUCGAAGUCAUGGAUCCUGCUGAAUUCGCUAAAGUCCAGGAACCGCUCUUUAAUCAAUUGGCCAAGAGCGUUGCUAGUCCACACUUCCAGGUUGCAGAACGAGCUCUUUAUUUCUGGAAUAACGAGUACUUUUGCAAUCUGGUCAGCGAUAAUGUUGAGGUUAUCUUGCCAAUUAUGUUCGCUCCCUUAUACGAGAACUCAAAGGGUCACUGGAAUAGAACCAUACACGGCAUGGUAUAUAAUGCUAUGAAGCUUUUCAUGGAAAUCAACCCAGCUCUUUUCGAGGAGUGCACUGGGAUAUAUGCAGCGGACCAAGAAAGUGCCCCUCAAAGGCAACAAGAAAGGGAGGCUAUCUGGAAGAUGCUUGAGGAUACGGCAGCCAAGAACAAGAAGUCUAGAGAGGGUAGUGGUGCCAGCGAAGACGGUAAACGUUUGUCCUCUAAGGGUUCGCAAGCCGCCAGGAGUGGCUCCCCCAUGCAAAUAGCUGAGGAUGGCGCUGGUGAUAGUGAACGGAAAAUGGUAGCGUUGAACAUUCAUGAAGAGGGAAAGAAAGUGGUAGGUGUCGCUUAGGACCUCCAUAUUUCAGUUUCCCCCCCAUUUGAAGUAAGCGAAAAUGGUGGCAUAGUUGGAGGAAGGCAAGCAUAGCGGAAUAAGGAAGAGCUUUAGUGAACGGCAGAGAGGACGGAGGCAUUACACAUGUUCAAAAUCAUUCAUUUUUCUUUCUUUUCUGAAUCCCCUCCCCUUUUUCUCACUUUUUCCCUUUAUCUCCUAUGGCUAUCAGGUUCUCCUUUACAUUUCAAUUCAUUGUUACAUUUUAUUUCUUACUCUUUUU